Molecule: messenger RNA, 2616 nt
Organism: Erigeron canadensis
Lineage: Eukaryota; Viridiplantae; Streptophyta; Magnoliopsida; Asterales; Asteraceae
Product: dual specificity protein kinase CLK1-like
Exons: 7
Coding region: 109-2217 (702 amino acids)
Biological process (GO): peptidyl-serine phosphorylation; peptidyl-threonine phosphorylation
Cellular component (GO): cytoplasm
Molecular function (GO): protein tyrosine kinase activity; ATP binding; protein serine/threonine kinase activity
Source: RefSeq, a predicted model, not a curated record
CACACACUCAGAAAAAAAUCAUCAUGCAAAAUCACAUUCCAAAUUUCACAUUAUUCCACACCAACUUCUUCUUCACAAUUAAAUACAUUAUUUCAAUUUUUUUCUUUAAUGGAACAAGAAAAACAACAACUUUCUGACAUUGAACAAGUUUUAAACUUUUUAAGAAAAAAUGGGCUUUCAGAAUCUGAAUCAGCUCUUAUGGAUGAUAUUCUUGAAAAAUCUCAUCUGGGUUCUUUUGAUUUCCAAAGAUUUAUAUUCCCAGUUGUUGUUCCUUCUUCUCUGCCGCCGUUGCUCAAGAUUCUGUCAGCCCCUCCGCCGCCGUCGCAAUCGGAGAUGAUGGAUGAUGAUGAGGAGGAGGUUAAAGUUGAUGGGUCUUCUUCAGAUGAUGAAUUUGUCAGCUUGAAUUCAUCUACUACUGAUUUAUGUUCUUCUUCAGAAUUCACAAAUCCAUAUGGAAUAAGAACAAGAGUUGUUAGUUCUCAAGCUUCAUCUGAUAGGUUGUCCCAAUUUGGUACGGCUCGUGAUUACCAUGAUUUUGACUUACAAAAUGACUUAAACUGGUACACGGAGAGAGAUGAAGACUAUGCCAUGCCACCUUUAUUUGACAACUCGGAUCCAUUCAGUGGCCCAACUGAAGACAAGUUUGUAAUGACGUCAGAUAAAGAGAACCAAGAUGAGAAUCUUCAAAUGUUUCUUGAUCCUAUUUUAGACCCUUUUGAACAAACUAGUUAUCUGGAUAAACCGUGGCCUUUAACUUCCGUCGGAUAUGUAAAAAAAGAUGGUGUUAAAAUCACUGAUUAUUAUGAUUUAGAUGGAAAGUGUGUAGAGCGGGAUCUAAACGGUGCCACCCUGUAUGGGUCUUUUGAAGGAGAUAACUUGAAAGAUUUUAUAGAAACUGAGGCGGCAUGUAAUUCAAAUAUAUGUAGUUUUUGUCUUGAAGAAAAUAAAAGAAGUUGCGAUUGUUGUCUUGUAGUGGAAUCUAAGAAUUGCCAUUUACCACAAAAUCAGAUGGGCGACAAAGAUGUUGACCUUGACAUGAAUACCGCUUGCAAGGGUGUACAUGGAGGAAAUUUACAUGAAGAUCGUGAGGGUGAUGCUUCCAAACUCAAAGAAAGUGAUGCUGCCAAAGUCAAAGAAGGCGAUGCGGAUGCCACCAAUAACGAGCUUUUGAUGCAUGCAAACGAAGAUGAAUAUGAAGUUUUUGAUUUACGAAUUAUACACAGGAAAAACCGGACGGGGUUUGAAGAAAAUAAGGAUCUACCGAUUGUUUUAAAUAGUGUGAUUGGGUCACGAUAUUGUGUUAUAGAGUAUCUUGGUUCAGCUGCAUUCAGCAGAGUUGUACAGGCUCAUGAUCCCCAAAUGGGUAUUGAUGUAUGUUUGAAGAUCAUAAAGAAUGAUAAAGAUUUCUUUGACCAGAGCCUAGAUGAAAUUAAGCUUUUAAAGUUUGUAAACAAGUAUGAUCCAGAAGAUGAACGUCACAUUUUACGUCUCUAUGACUAUUUCUAUUUUCAGGAACAUCUUAUAAUCGUGUGUGAACUUUUGCGUGCAAACUUAUACGAAUAUCAGAAAUACAACAAAGAAUGUGGCGGGGAGCCUUACUUCACAUUAAAAAGGCUACAGGUGAUAACAAGGCAAUGUUUGGAGGCAUUGGAGUACUUGCAUGAUCUGGGUAUCAUUCAUUGUGAUCUGAAACCCGAAAAUAUUCUUAUCAAAAGCUAUAGCAGAUGUGAGAUUAAGGUCAUUGAUCUUGGAAGUAGCUGCUUUAAAAAUGACAAUUUGUCACUAUACGUGCAAUCUCGAUCUUAUAGAGCCCCUGAAGUCAUCAUUGGGCUUCCAUAUGACCAAAAAAUUGAUCUUUGGUCUCUUGGUUGCAUCUUAGCGGAGCUAUAUUCUGGUGAUGUUCUAUUUCCAAAUGAUGAACUUGUAGUUUUGCUUGCACGGGUGAUUGGAAUGCUUGGACCAAUUGAUAUCGAAAUGUUGGAGAAUGGGCAAGAAACAGACAAGUAUUUCACGAAAGAUUUUGAUCUUUAUUACUUAAACGAGGAAACUGAUCAAAUGGAAUACAUAAUCCCACAAGAAACCUCACUGGAAGAACACCUUCAAGUUUCUGAUGCACUCUUUCUUGAUUUUGUUAAGAGUUUGCUUGAAAUUAAUCCCCAAAGACGGCCAACAGCCAGUGAAGCAUUACAACACCCAUGGCUCUCUUCACCAGUAUAACAAAUAUGAAUCCUAGUCCAUCCAUACCCAAAUGGGCCAAUUGUCAUGGUUAGGGUCACCUGGCUGGCAGGCUGCACCACAUGAGUCAUGCAAUGCUUGUCCAUUGACGUGCCAGCCUGUCAAUUUGAAUCUUGGUGCUUGCCCCGGUGAGCCACUUGGGCAGUCACAAUUACGUUCAUAUGGUUGCCUGCAUCAACGUAGCUCAUGUAAAUCCUGAUCUAAACCAGGGUCGGCCCGUUGAUGGUUUUUUUUUUUGUUGCACAUAAUUGGUCUUGUGAGUUGUGACCCCUUUCGUUUCGCUUGUCUUUGUUGGCAUACCAUGUAAAUUCCUUAUAAUUCAAUAUAUACACAUGUCAAAGUUUUGAUACAUAUGUAUACAAGUUGUUGAGUUUUUCUUAA